AAAUAAGUGACAGCAACUGCAAUUGACCUUUCGCUCAUGCUCCAAAGAAAGCGGACAGGAAGUGGUAAAGCAUCGCGGAGAGAAUAAUACAGUCCAGAGUUUUUAAAAGACGGCCUGCACUCCAGAAUGGACCGCUACAGGUAUUUUACCUUCAACCAGAAGAUUGUGGUUGUAUGGGGCAUCCUUCAGGUGGCUUGUGCCGGACUUUGUGUGGUAUGCGGAUUUUUGGACGCAGUUUUCCGCAAGAGUACCACACUGAGUAAAACAAGGGCCCCUCUAUGGGCUGGAAUGAUCAUGGCUAUUCCUGGCGUGCUUGCGCUUUUUGCCUCCCAAAAGAAAAAUCCAGUCCUGGUGAAUGCCAUGAUCGUGUCCUCUGUGGUGUCCCACGCUGCAACAGUGAUUGUAUUUGUGUAUGCUGGUGUGACGCUCAACUAUGGGGAGGAGGAUGAUGAACUCUUCCAGCCCCAUUACAUCCCUGAAGUGAAGUUCGUGUUGAGCCGCAUGGUGAAGGCGGCUAACAGCACCAUGGUGCUAGCUGGAGUCGGCUCACUGAUGUUCUCCUCCUUCAUCACACUUGUGGGCUGCCGCAGUCUUCCUCUCUGUGGCUGCUAUGACGCAGCCACUGGUAUGGAAGCUCUCUUUCCUCAGAGUGACCAGACUGCUUCAGCUGAUCUUGUCUGCUCCUGGCAUGGAGGAGAGGAGCGUAUGUUUAACUCGCUAUCAUCAUCAUUCAAGGAGCACUGCCCUGAGCAGGACCAGGACAAGGGUUUUGCACUUCCUCCUUAUAGCAGACUGUCUUAAGAACUAUAAUCUGCGCUCCUGGGAAGAAUUACCAUUUGUUAUUUUCUGUUUGGUUUGUAAAGACAUACUUUCCCUAAGGGACCCUAUGCAGAUCCACAUGAUCCCUGAGAGUAAGAGAAAUGUCACUUACAUUUUUCUGGGGUUUUAUUUUUUACACUGCAGUCUACUUCCUGAUUCAUUUGAUUUGUUUUGACUUGUUCCUUUUUACAGACUAUGGUGUAUAUAGAUUUGCUUGUUAAUGCUUUUAAUGUAACUAAUUUAUACAGCAUCGGUACUGUGUGUAUAUACUUUUGAAAUAAACAAUUUUGCUUUUA
Electrophorus electricus (electric eel) is the source of this 1115-nucleotide messenger RNA. RefSeq lists its product as uncharacterized. Gene Ontology annotation, cellular component: membrane. The record is from RefSeq and is a predicted model, not a curated record. NCBI's taxonomy places the organism in Eukaryota, Metazoa, Chordata, Actinopteri, Gymnotiformes, Gymnotidae.